UGCCAGUUUGACAACAUGUACAAAUUGUUUACAAUUGUGUUUCCUCUAAAUCAGGUUCAUAAUUCUCUUCCUACUGUGGAGUAGCCUUUUCUUUUUUUUUUACUCAUGGGAGACUACAAGUAUAUAGACACAAUGGGCAAUCAUAAUUGAAUGUAGGGUACUAUUUCGAGGAUAAAGUAUAUAUAUAUAUAUAUUAAAAAGUUUAAUGUAACCAAUCAAAUACAAGAAUGUUCAAUACGUUUUUCAACGGUUUGGCCGAGUGACGGCGAAAUGACCUCCGCAAUCAGGCUCAUUUGUAGCAGCUGUUUUCUUAUUGCGAUUCGAAAGGAAACUUUCGACCGUCGUGUUCUUUAUCCUCUACGCGUGAAGUUAUGAAGCUUUGCAUAGCUAUCGUUUUUUAUUUUCAAUCUCUUUAAAAAGAUGCAGAAAGCUCUGAAGAAGUAUUUUGUCAACAUGGACGAGUAUCUAGCCAGCAUCGGUCUCUACCGGAAAAUGAUGGCAAGAGACGCGUCCUGUCUAUUUCGAGCUGUCUCUGAGCAGCUUUAUUACUCACAGAAUUUUCAACAAAAGAUAAGGAAAGAUUGUGUCACCUUCAUGAGGGCAAACCGAUGCGAUUUUGAACCUUUUGUUGAAGGGUCAUUUGAGAAGUAUCUGGAACGUCUGGAGGACCCUACGGAAACUGCUGGACAAGUUGAGAUAAAGGCAUUGUCGUUGUUGUACAGGCGGUGCUUCCUCAUAUACAGGUACCCUGGGAAGCCACCAACUGAGAUAACUGAGAAAGAGUACGUGGAGAAGAUUUUGCUGUGUUGCUCCAACAAUGGCCACUACGACAUUGUGUAUCCCAGGAACUACCCAAUCGAUGCAGCGCUGUGUCAGGCUCUGUUGUAUGAACUGCUGUACACACAAGUCCUUGGUGUUGAGGAGGGGGAGUUGCAGGGAGCUUUGGAGGGGUUCCGUGGAGGAGGUCGUCGCUAUAGGAACAGCCUAUCAGUGUGCAGUGAGGAUGCAGGCUAUGACACCCCUGAGGACAGGGGUCAGGCUCAGAGGGACGAUUGGGAGCUCAAUGGGUACAAUGGGUACAAUCUCACAGAGGACAAAGCCAGGCCUGGAGCAGAGGAAGCAAAGACUCCAGAUGGACCAGCAAAACUUUCUCUCCCGUAUAAGGUGCUCAAAGCACUGGAUUCUGAGAUGUACAGAAAUGUAGAGUUCGAUGUAUGGCAUGACAGUCGCAAAGAAAUGCAGAAGACUGAUUACAUGGUGUUUGCUGGAAGACAGUACUUCUUGGGAGAUAAGUGUCAGGUUCGUCUCGACCCCAAAGGGAAGUAUUACAAUGCCUUCAUUCAGGAGGUGGGCACUCACCCCAGCGCUGUGACAGUGUUCAUCGAAGAGCUUGGAGAAAAACAUCUUGUGUCUCUGACUAACUUGAAGCCUGUGAACCCUGUCCCUGCCUGGAACAUCACCCCAAGCCGCAAGGGACCAUCAUACAGCAGGCCUGAGCAGUAUCCUGGAGAGAUGGACUCCGAGGUGAGAGGCCGGCGGCGCUUCUUUAAGAAGCCCAGAGGGAAGGAGAUGCUGAUGGUGACUUACAAUCGAUCCCAGCCUCCCCGCUUUCGGCCAGGCCCUGGCGGCAUACCCCCUGGGCGUGCCCCUGGCAUGUAUGCCCCCGCACCACACCCAGGGACACUGCCCUAUGAACAGUAUCACCCACAUCCUCCACCUAGGCCCCUGCGAGGAUAUGGCCCACCCAGGCAUCACUUUAUUGGGCCAGAGGCAGCAUACUACCCUCACCCAGGAAAACGCUGCUACCAGAGCUUCGACAACUACUCAUUCAGGUCACGCUCUUGCAGCCGAAGCAGGCGCCAGAUGCAUGCUGUCAACAAAGAGUGCCAGUUCAGCUAUGUCCCCGAGGCUGACGAGGAGGCACAGGACAUGGAAGGAACAAUCACCUUCUACGAGAUUGAGGAGGGAGAUGAGACCCCUUUCCCUCCCUUGCCGGGACAGGCUGUAGCAAACCCCAUGGUUCCAGCACCCCCUACCUACUGGAUGCAGCGGGGGCUGAGCCCCAUUCCCAUGUCUGGCAAACAGGCCAUGAACUCAUCGGAGGAGGACGCUGAUGAGAGGAGCAAUGGUGUCGACCAGGGUGAAUAUUCGGAGGAGUACAUCUAUACUGCUCAAGACCCAGGGUUCCAGAGCCCGUCUAUGUAUGCUGCGGCAGAGUCCACUGCCAACCUGACCAUUGAAGAGGGAGGAUCUCGUGCCGGCUCACCACAAGAGGGCGUAGCUACCUACAGCUACUCACAGCAGGUGGUGGUGAAGUCCGCAGUUAUCAGCUCUUCACAGGCUGUAAGCACAGCUCCAGCAGCUAUCUUCACCACCAACUCCUCUUCCGCUAGCAGCUCUCAGAUCCCCCCAGCACCAAUGGCUCCACCCUCAAGCCAUCCAGAGGGGGCUCCCAUGCCCCCACACACUAUGGGCAGACCAGUUUUAUCCAUGGCGUUUCCUCCUUCCUCUCCCUGGUUUGUGAAUGACAUGGGGGAAGCAGUCAGCGCCUCACCCCCUCCACCAUACUCCUAUGACCCCAACGGCAAUGACCUUCCACGAGAUUUCAAGGUCAUCCAAUAUUACUUUAAUUUAGGAGUCCAGUGGUACCAGCAGAGCUGGCAAUCCGUGGUGCAGAUGCAGCAGGUGUAUCAGCAGCCCGCUGCCUCCCCUCCCUCUGAUCACACAGUCUCCCAGUCCUACCCAGAGCCUGGGAGAACUGUGCCUGAUGGCCAGGGAGACAUUCCUGCCAACGGCAACCCCCUGGUCAUGGACCCUCCCUCUGCAGGAGCCCCAGGCAUAGUGUUCUACCCCUUGGUUCAGGACCAGUGCAGCCAACCCCCCCUCCACACCUACGAGCCUUAUGUUCCGAUGCUUUCUGCCACCUACCACUACCUCACACCCUGGAACUCAGGCCCUGCCCAACCCCGUGUGCUUGCAUCCUACUGCCCCUCCAAUCACCCAGUCAACUAUGUCACUGCACCCACACACCAAGGGCACUUUAUCCCUCCCAGCAUGUAACCAAGCACUGGGGAUGCGGGGAGGGAGGCAGGAUCCCUCUACUAUUCACCCACUCACAUUCACCCUAUGCCUGUAAAUGUUAAUUUGUGUCAAGUUUAUUGCACUUUGCUAGUCAGUGGCUGUGUCUGAAAUGGCAUCCAUAGGGCUGGUCAAAAGUAGUGCACUACGUUGGGAAUGGGGUGUAAUUUCAGACACAGCCACGGUUCCAUCCCCACAUUGUUCAGGGAUGUUUAUGUUAAUAUUAAUUUUUUGUUGCUUAAUUAAAAAAAAUAUGUUUCCCAGAA
Messenger RNA from Oncorhynchus keta (chum salmon), 3344 nucleotides. It is a transcript of the gene alg13, whose product is annotated as ALG13 UDP-N-acetylglucosaminyltransferase subunit. Lineage: Eukaryota; Metazoa; Chordata; Actinopteri; Salmoniformes; Salmonidae. Gene Ontology annotation, biological process: protein deubiquitination. The record is from RefSeq and is a predicted model, not a curated record. Gene Ontology annotation, molecular function: cysteine-type deubiquitinase activity. The coding region runs from base 421 to 3060 and encodes 879 amino acids. The transcript is spliced from 24 exons.